Molecule: messenger RNA, 1725 nt
Organism: Spirodela intermedia
Lineage: Eukaryota; Viridiplantae; Streptophyta; Magnoliopsida; Alismatales; Araceae
Source: the annotation of a GenBank genome assembly
AUGUCGGGGGAGGACUGCGACUAUUUGUUCAAGGCGGUGCUGGUGGGGGACGCCGCCGUGGGGAAGUCAAACCUGCUGUGGAGGAUCGCCGGCGGCGAGUUCCGGUUGGACUCGAAGCCCACGAUCGGGGUGGAGUUUGCCUACCGGGACGUGAAGGUCGGCGGCAGUCUCGUCAAGGCCCAGCUCUGGGACACCGCCGGCCAGGAGCGGUCAGUCUUCUUCUUCUUCCUCCCCCCCCCCCCCCCCUUCCCCCCUCCUCUGUUCCCGCUCCCCCCGGCCAUGGAAACAGGAGAUCACACCAUGCACGAAACCCUAAUCUCUCCUCCCCGACUUCCCUUCAGGGUGUAGACCCUGAAUUUCACUUUCUUUACCUAGACAGGUCGAAUCCUGAAGAUUUUUGUUCUUCUCGGGGAUUUGGGUAGAACAGGCGAUGAACGAACUUGUUCAUCGAUCGUCCCCGGAAUUAUUCCAAGUGGGUCGGCCAGCUAAAUCCAUGUAUCCUCAUCUUUCUUCAAUGGGUGGGCAACCCAAAGAGGCCCAUUAUUUUCGGGUCAAUAAUCUACACGCCCUUCGGAGAAUAUUGAAAUUUUUGGUGAAUUAAAUUCCCUGGAGAGCGAGUUUUCAGACAUGAAUACAUCUGAUGAGGUGUGGGAUCUACACAAGACUAUGAGAUCGUCAGAGUGACAUCUUACUAUAGAUAUUAUUGCCCAGCUCUUGUAGUUGCAACUUUGGUCAGCUAUCUUAACAAACACAAAAUAUAAUAAUCAGCAUAUUUAUUGUGAUAAAUUAAUUUGUGUAUAACUGCAUGAGCUCAAAUCAAACAGCCCAAACUUUAGUGUAUAUCUUUCUUGACGUGCUAAUAUUAAGUGGCUAGUGUACCUAUACUAGUAUAUUUAAAAUAAGUUUAAAUAGCUUCAACUCUGGUUUUAUGCUAGGACAAACGCAAAAUAUAACAAUUAGUGUAAUUAAAUUAUAUAUUUUAAAAAUGCAAUCAUAUAAUUAUCAUACUUGUGAUAAUAGACUAACGUGGAUAUUAUUGUUUUCUUGAGGGUUUUUUUGGAGAGAGAGAGAGAGAGAGAGAGAUGAGGACGAAGCCGGCCAGGUUACUUCUUUUUGGCCUAGUUUUGAGCCAGGAACAGGUUUCUGCCCCAUUAUAACGCUGUUGAGAGAUGUUCAUGGAGAAAUUUGAAAAUGAUCCUCCACAAGAUAUAGAAUUUUCAAUUGACCACAAGGUUGGGGAAAUUAUUGCGUGGUGUGACUAACAGUGAGCCGAUGAUGAUACGCAGGUUCAGGGCCAUAACGAGCUCCUACUACCGGGGGGCGCUGGGGGCGCUGCUGGUCUACGACAUCACCCGGCAGGCGACCUUCGACAGCGCCACCAAGUGGCUGCGGGAGAUGAGGCAGUUCGGCAGCGGCGAGAUGGUCAUCAUCCUCGUUGGCAACAAGUCCGAUCUUCAGCACGCGAGGGAGGUACCGGCGGAGGACGGCCGCCGGCUCGCGGAGCAGGAGGGCCUCUGCUUCAUGGAGACCUCCGCCCUCACCAACAGCAACGUCGAGGACGCCUUCAUGGCGAUGGUCACCCGCAUUCUCGAGGCCACCGUUGCACAGCGGGCUCUUGACUCUGGACCCGGCGGGGGCGCCGCCCCCCAGCCGGACCCCGGCCGGGUGCUGCUCGUCACCGACGAGGUCUCCGCUACCAGAAAACCGACCUGCUGCUCCGGUUGA